UUUUUCUUCAGGACAAGGUUCAAUGGUUCAAUGGUGCCAGCGUCGCGAUGGCCCUCAUGUUCGUUGUAUUCUUCGCCUUAGGACCAGGUUCCAUACCCUGGUUGAUAGUGGCCGAGUUGUUCUCUCAGGGGUCGAGAUCAUCCGCCAUCAGCGUGUCUGUCCUCGUCAACUGGGUCGCCAACUUCUGUGUUGGGUAUGGCUUUCCCCACAUGCAGAAAGGUCUGAUAAGCUACUCCUUCCUGCCCUUCACGGUGCUGCUGGUGUUGUUCUGGAUAUUCGUGUUCAUGUUCCUGCCAGAAACAAAAGGCAGAACAAUUGAAGAAAUUUCAUCAAUUUGGCGAAAGGAGGGUGACAAAGAAGAUCAGAAGCCCCGAUCAGAAAGCUAUUUGGUUUCCUAUCAGAAGAAUCCCGACAGCUUAUAAAGAAAUGAAAAGCGGAUGAAGGGAAGAAAACUUCCUGAUAGGAGAGCCAUUUGGUUUCAUACACAAAUAAUACUGAUGUCACAUGAUCAAAAAUACGAAGUUUUAAGGAAACGAAAA
This is a messenger RNA of Haliotis rubra (blacklip abalone), 539 nucleotides long. RefSeq names its product solute carrier family 2, facilitated glucose transporter member 1-like. Gene Ontology annotation, molecular function: hexose transmembrane transporter activity. The record is from RefSeq and is a predicted model, not a curated record. Gene Ontology annotation, biological process: monosaccharide transmembrane transport. NCBI's taxonomy places the organism in Eukaryota, Metazoa, Mollusca, Gastropoda, Lepetellida, Haliotidae. The transcript has 3 exons. Bases 48 to 422 code for a protein of 124 amino acids. Gene Ontology annotation, cellular component: membrane.